This is a messenger RNA of Microcebus murinus (gray mouse lemur), 4190 nucleotides long. NCBI's taxonomy places the organism in Eukaryota, Metazoa, Chordata, Mammalia, Primates, Cheirogaleidae. The record is from RefSeq and is a predicted model, not a curated record.
GUUAGGGCUGGGGGGCCCCCGAAGUUUCUUUAGUUAGUGGUCGGCCAGGUCUCUCUCAGUUUAGAGAUAAGAUAGCCCUAAUUCCUACGGUUUGAAGGAUGAGUGAGUGUUUCCUUCAUUUGGGGAAAGCGGUGAAAAGGGUUCCUUUCAGUUGGGGCGAAAAGUGAGAAUAGCUUUCACCCAGUUUGAAGAGGUGGGAUCAGUUCCCUUUAGUUGUGGGAAGAAGAGCGACGGAUGCAAAGAAUGGCAUGAGUCAGCUUGAGGGGGCAGGUAGAACAUGUUCCCCUCAGUUUGGGGGAAGAAGUGGGAUGGGUGCCCCUCAGUUUGAAUGAAAAGUGGAGAUUAUUUUUCUCUGUUUGGGGCGAGAUAAGCUGAAUGCCUCUCAGAUUUGGGGAAAAAGUUGGGUGGAACCUGCCUAAUUUGAAGAGAAUCAAUAGGCUGAGUUUUCCAUAGGUUCCCUUCAGCUUUAUGGAAAAGGUAUCGGAGCCCGGAUUGGGGGGAGCGAGCCCCACGUGCCUGUGACGCGGGGGCGCCCGGUAGGCGGCGGCGGCGACGGCGACGCUGGGCCGGCGGCGGUGCUGAGCCGGGAGGGCGGCUGGGCGGGCGGCAGGAUGCUGCGUGCUGCACUGCCCCUGCUCGCGCUGCCCCUGGCGGGGGCGGCCGAAGAGCCCCCCCAGAAGCCGGGGUCCCCGGGCGAACUUCCCCCAGGCUUGGUGCUUUUCCGCUGGCAGUGGCAUGAGGUCGAGGCGCCCUACCUGGUAGCCCUGUGGAUCCUGGUGGCCAGCCUGGCCAAAAUCGUGUUUCAUCUGUCUCGGAAAGUAACGUCUCUGGUCCCUGAGAGCUGCUUGCUGAUUUUGCUGGGCCUGGUGCUGGGGGGCAUUGUGUUGGCUGUGGCCAAGAAAGCUGAGUACCAGCUGGAGCCAGGCACCUUCUUCCUCUUCCUGCUGCCUCCUAUCGUGCUGGACUCAGGCUAUUUCAUGCCUAGCCGGCUGUUCUUUGACAACUUGGGUGCCAUCCUCACCUAUGCUGUGGUGGGCACACUCUGGAAUGCCUUCACAACAGGCGCUGCCCUCUGGGGCCUACAGCAGGCUGGACUUGUGGCCCCUAAGGUGCAGGCUGGCUUCCUGGACUUCCUGCUGUUUGGGAGCCUCAUCUCAGCCGUGGACCCUGUGGCCGUGCUGGCUGUGUUUGAGGAAGUGCACGUCAAUGAGACUCUCUUUAUCAUCGUCUUUGGCGAGUCCCUGCUCAACGAUGCAGUCACUGUGGUGCUGUACAAGGUCUGCAACUCCUUUGUGGAGAUGGGCUCUGCCAACGUACAGGCCACUGACUACUUGAAGGGAGUCGCGGGUCCGCAUCAUCGAGCCGCUGCUGGUCUUCCUCCUCGCCUAUGCAGCCUACCUCACUGCUGAAAUGGCCUCACUCUCCGCCAUUCUUGCGGUGACCAUGUGUGGCCUGGGCUGUAAGAAGUAUGUGGAGGCCAACAUCUCCCAUAAGUCACGUACAGCUGUCAAAUACACAAUGAAGACUCUAGCCAGCUGUGCUGAGACCAUCAUCUUCAUGCUGCUUGGCAUCUCAGCUGUAGACUCUUCUAAGUGGGCCUGGGACUCUGGGCUGGUGCUGGGCACCCUCAUCUUCAUCCUGUUCUUCCGAGCCCUCGGCGUAGUCCUGCAGACGUGGGUGCUGAAUCAGGUCCGGCUGGUCCCUCUGGACAAGAUUGACCAGGUGGUGAUGUCCUAUGGGGGCCUGCGGGGGGCUGUGGCCUUUGCUCUCGUCAUCCUACUGGACAGGACCAAGGUCCCUGCCAAGGACUACUUUGUGGCCACCACUAUUGUGGUGGUCUUCUUCACAGUCAUCGUGCAGGGCUUGACCAUCAAGCCGCUGGUCAAGUGGCUGAAGGUGAAGAGAAGUGAGCAUCACAAACCCACCCUGAACCAGGAGCUGCAUGAGCACACUUUUGACCACAUUCUGGCUGCAGUGGAGGACGUUGUGGGGCACCAUGGCUACCACUACUGGAGGGACAGGUGGGAGCAGUUUGACAAGAAGUACCUGAGUCAGCUGCUGAUGCGGCGGUCAGCCUACCGCAUCCGGGACGAGAUCUGGGAUGUGUACUACAGACUCAACAUCCGGGAUGCCAUCAGCUUUGUGGACCAGGGUGGCCACGUCUUGUCUUCUGCAGGUCUUACACUGCCCUCUAUGCCCAGCCGUAAUUCUGUGGCAGAGACUUCUGUCACCAACUUGCUGAGGGAGAGUGGCAGUGGAGCGUGUCUGGAUCUGCAGGUGAUUGACACAGUACGCAGCGGCCGGGACCGUGAGGAUGCUGUGAUGCAUCAUCUGCUCUGUGGAGGCCUCUACAAGCCACGCCGCAGGUACAAAGCCAGCUGCAGCCGCCACUUCAUCUCAGAGGAUGCACAGGAGCGGCAGGACAAGGAGAUCUUCCAGCAGAACAUGAAGCGGCGGCUAGAGUCCUUUAAGUCCACCAAGCACAACAUCUGCUUCACCAAGAGCAAGCCACGACUUCGCAAGACUGGCCGCAGGAAGAAGGAUGGUGUGGCUAAUGCUGAGGCUACAAAUGGGAAACCUCCUCGACACCUGGGCUUUCAGGACACAGCUGCUGUGAUACUGACUGUGGAGUCUGACAAGGAAGAAGAGAGUGACAGUUCAGAGACUGAGAAGGAGGACGACGAGGGGAUCAUCUUUGUGGCUCGGGCAACCAGUGAGGUUCUCCAAGAGGGCAAGAUCUCAGGAAGCCUUGAGGUGUGCCCAAGCCCACGCAUCAUCCCCCCAUCCCCAACCUGUGCAGAGAAGGAGUUACCCUGGAAGAGCGGCCAUGGGGACCUGGCAGUGUACGUGUCUUCAGAAACCACGAAGAUUGUGCCUGUGGACAUGCAGACAGGCUGGAACCAGAGCAUGUCAUCCCUGGAGAGCCUGGCAUCCCCUCCCUGCACCCAGGCCCCAACUCUGACCCGCCUGCCUCCCCACCCUCUGGGUGCUGAAGAACCCCAGGUCCCUCUCCACCUGCCUUCUGAUCCAUGCCCUAGCUUCGCCUUUCCCCCGAGCCUGGCCAAGGCUGGCCGCUCCCACAGUGAGAGCAGUGCUGACAUCCCCCAGCAGCAGGAGCUGCAGCCCCUUAUGGGCCACAAGAACCGCACCCAUCUUAGCCCGGGCACUGCUAACUCCCACUGGUGCAUCCAGUUCAACAGAAGUGGCCGGCUGUAGCCCAGGGCCUCGGGGAGAAGCAGGAGGUGGAGCCCCUGUGGGAAAUGCUCCCUGGGCAAUGGGCAGAAGAGCCCGUUCAGCUUGCCAUGGGGCUAGCAGGGCCUGGACUGAAGUAGCAACUGAGCUUUCUUGGGACUGGUCAGAGGGGUCUCCUGAGCUGGUCCUCAUAGGGACCCUUCUCACCACCCUCCCUGCUCCCAACCCCUGCCACCUUCUGUGUCAAUAAGGCUCCUACUCUGGCUCAGGACCCAGUCCGGGACUUCUAGGGCUGAGGCCCAGACAUUUGGGUAGCUGAUGCCCCUUCCCCAGUGGGCCUUUCUGGGGUUACCAUAGGCAGCUGUCCCUGCGCCCAAAGCAAGGGCAUCAUUCCUUAGUGGACACUGGCCUUCCCUACCUUCUACCCCCACCUCAGCACUGGCUCAGGGACAGUGUCCUGACAGUGAGGCUCAGUGAGGGGCUGGUCCUCAGAGGGACUGGGGUGGGAGGCAGGGCAGGCCCCAACCUUGGGCUCUGCUGCCCUGUUGGGUUAGUUACCCACAGUUCAUUUUUUUUAGGGCAGUGGGAAUCUCUGCCUCCACUUCUUGCUUAGCCCUUUCCCUUUGCUGCCAGAUAUUGGGGUAAUAGUUCCCCUUUCCCAGGACCAAGGCCAGGGGGCUGGGCCAGGUUCCAGUUCAGAACUGCUUCUUAGUCAGGGUCACUCUGGGGAUCUGCUGCUCUGGGUCCAAAUCUGGACCUUUCUGAUCCUUGGGUCUGGGUUUUCUGAGGAGGGGACACAGUGGCCUCUGGGCUCCCAUGUCACCACCUCAACAUUCCCCAAGCAGGGAAGGAACCAGGUAUCCCAGGGCCACUGCUCCAUUGCUCUGGAGGCUGGGAAGCCUAGCUGCAGUGGUGAGGAGGGGGCUGACUGGGUGGCAGGUGACUUUCCAGUGUUUUGUACCUUGAACCUAAGAUACAUUAAACAUCUUUCAGAUGGA